This is a messenger RNA of Xyrauchen texanus (razorback sucker), 958 nucleotides long. RefSeq names its product calcium binding protein 2b (gene cabp2b). Lineage: Eukaryota; Metazoa; Chordata; Actinopteri; Cypriniformes; Catostomidae. The transcript has 6 exons. The coding region runs from base 39 to 671 and encodes 210 amino acids. Gene Ontology annotation, molecular function: calcium ion binding. The record is from RefSeq and is a predicted model, not a curated record.
UCAAGAAAAAGGUGGAGAAACAGAAGAAACAAGUUGAAAUGGGUGAGGUGGAGGCAUUUAGCAGUAAUACGUCUACGAUGGGACAGAAAAGGAAUCCUGCCAUCCAACCUACUAGCAGAGCUGGAUAUGGUGAGGAGGAAGAAGAGGAGCAUAUUGAGACUGGGGAACCCAAGGAGAAAGAGGAACUUGACCUUGUACCUAUUGUGGAUUCUGUUUUUGGCCAAGACAGAGAACUUCAGCCAGAAGAGAUAGAAGAACUAAGAGAAGCCUUUAAAGAGUUUGAUAGGAACAAAGGAUACAUUAACUGCAGUGACCUGGGCGAAUGCAUGCGGACUAUGGGAUACAUGCCAACAGAGAUGGAACUCAUUGAACUGAGUCAACAAAUUGGUGGGGGUAAAAUUGAUUUUGAAGACUUUGUGGAGCUUAUGGGCCCCAAAAUGCUGGCAGAGACAGCGGACAUGAUUGGAGUCAAGGAGUUGAGAGAUGCCUUUAAAGAGUUUGACUCCAAUGGUGAUGGGCAAAUCAGCAUGACAGAACUGAGAGAAGCCAUGAAAAGGCUGAUGCGAGAGCAGCUGAACCCCAGAGAUAUUGACGAUAUUCUCAGAGACGCUGACAUCAAUGGAGAUGGACUUGUUGAUUUUGAAGAGUUUGUGAGGAUGAUGUCACAUUGAUCAAAGCCACAGAGAAGACCCAGAGGGGCAUACGAUCCAGCAAUUUCAAUGUAAGCAUUAAGCAAAAGAAAGGGUCUUGUAAUUGUACUGUUUAACUGGUAUUUUAAGAAAUGCAUUUAUCUGAUUACAACUAUAUUAAAUUUGUAUAGUAUGCUUAAUUUCUUUUAAUUAAAUAAUUUGAUUAUUUGUUAAUUACCUGUUCAUGUCUUUUGUCAUCCUUAAAGUGCCAGUUUACAAAGCAACGGCAGUUUGUUUCCUAAUAUCUAUGUACAAUGCAAAGCCAUAAG